This is a messenger RNA of Marchantia polymorpha subsp. ruderalis, 640 nucleotides long. NCBI's taxonomy places the organism in Eukaryota, Viridiplantae, Streptophyta, Marchantiopsida, Marchantiales, Marchantiaceae. The record is from the annotation of a GenBank genome assembly.
AUGAAGAUCCAAAGGUAUUGGUACCUAAAUGGCCCAUCUGAUUAUGAAUGUUGGGCGGAUGUCCAGGGCAUCUGUGUUGACACUCAUGUUCAUCGCAUAUGCAACCGACUGGAGUGGGUUAAACACGCCAAAUCUACUCCAAGCCAUCGACUGAACACAAAUACUUCUGAAGAAACCAGAGCUUCAUUAGAACAAUGGCUUCCCAAAGAUGAAUGGAACUCGAUCAAUCCUCUACUGGUGGGCUUUGGCCAAACUGUAUGUACCCCUCUAAGACCUCACUGUACGGACUGUCUCAUCAACCAGCUUUGCCCCGCUGCUGUUAUGGAGCCUAUAAAGAGCCCAAGUAGAAGCCUUGCACAAUCGCCAUUUCCCUUGAGUCUCCCGCAUGCUUUCAGAUACUACAUCUUCGUGAAGGGCGCUCAAACGAGUUUCGAGUUCGGAAGCAACGACGUCGAGGCCCCUUGGCCCGUAAAUUUUGACACAAGGUUAGAAUUCUAGCUCUUCUAGAGUGUUAUUUCACUGAUGGCUCCAGCCCCCCAGAAGGGGCCUUCUUUGCCUUCCACCUAAGCUGCGCAAGAAAAACCCAAAGCCAAUCCCACUGAGUUGUAUCCACAAGUAAAGUACACCACCGUGAGCGAGU